GUGCGUGGGCGUUAGUUCAACUGCAAAUAAAACACAAUUUUAUAUUUCUUCGCGGUUCUGGCGCUAGGACCCGGUGGACGCGCCUCAGCUGACCAGGCAGCCUGUUAAAUGCGACGCGAGACUUCAUGGCCCGCAGCUUUUUCAGCUUGUUGCGAAAACGGAUGUACGUUCUGUACCAGGCCCAUGUCUGAGGAGCCAGACAGGCGGUCACAUUUCAGCAGAAUCUCCGCUACGCUCGACUACGUUGGCUAAGCCAGAAGCAGCAGCAGCAGCGCAAGAUGGAGUGUCAGUGGAAGCCAGACGAGCAGGGACUCCAACAGAUUUUACAGCUGCUCAAAGAGUCUCAGUCGCCAGAUACGUCCAUGCAGAGAUCCGUCCAGCAAAGACUCGAGCAGCUGAACCAAUAUCCAGACUUCAACAACUAUUUGAUAUUCGUUUUGACGAAGUUGAAAUCGGAAGAUGAACCAACUCGGUCCUUGAGUGGGUUGAUACUGAAGAACAAUGUGAAAGCCCACUAUCAGAACUUCCCUAAUGGGGUUUCAGAAUUUAUUAAGAGCGAGUGCCUCCAAAACAUUGGAGACUCGUCUCCCCUCAUCCGAGCCACUGUGGGUAUCCUCAUCACCACUAUUGCCUCCAAGGGAGAGCUGCAAAACUGGCCGGAGCUUCUGCCUAAGCUCUGCCUGCUGCUGGAUUCAGAGGACUACAACACAUGCGAGGGAGCGUUCGGAGCCCUACAGAAGAUCUGUGAAGACUCCGCUGAGAUCUUGGACAGUGACAUGCUGGAUCGCCCUUUAAACAUCAUGAUCCCCAAGUUCCUGCAGUUUUUCAAGCACAGCAGUCCUAAGAUUAGGUCUCAUGCCAUCGCCUGCGUCAAUCAGUUUAUCAUCAGCAGGACACAGGCUCUAAUGCUGCACAUCGAUCCUUUUAUUGAGAAUCUGUUUGCACUGGCAACAGACGAGGAACCGGAAGUGAGAAAGAAUGUGUGCAGAGCUCUAGUGAUGCUGCUGGAAGUUCGACUGGACCGUCUGCUGCCACACAUGCAUAACAUCAUAGAGUAUAUGCUACAGAGGACUCAGGACCAAGAUGAAAAUGUCGCCUUGGAGGCCUGUGAGUUCUGGCUGACUUUGGCAGAGCAGCCUGUCUGUAAAGAAGUGCUGUGUGGACACCUCUCCCAGCUCACUCCAGUGCUUGUCAACGGGAUGAAGUACUCUGAGAUUGACAUUAUUUUACUCAAGGGUGACAUUGAGGAGGACGAAGCCAUCCCUGACAGUGAGCAGGACAUCAGACCGCGCUUCCACCGCUCGCGAACGGUCGCCCAGCAGCAUGAGGGUGACGGGAUCGAGGACGAUGAGGACGAGGAUGAUGACCUGGAUGAUGAUGACGACGACACUAUCUCUGAUUGGAACCUGCGAAAGUGCUCCGCGGCAGCAUUGGAUGUAUUGGCCAAUGUAUUCAGAGACGAUCUGUUGCUGCACAUCCUGCCCCUAUUGAAAGAGCUGCUUUUCCAUCCUGAAUGGGUAGUUAAAGAGUCUGGCAUCCUUGUGCUGGGGGCUAUAGCUGAAGGCUGCAUGCAGGGAAUGAUCCCAUACCUACCUGAGCUCAUUCCCCAUCUCAUCCAGUGUUUGUCUGAUAAGAAGGCCCUGGUGCGGUCCAUCACUUGCUGGACACUAAGCCGCUAUGCCCACUGGGUUGUGAGCCAGCCACCGGACAUUUACCUGAAGCCUCUAAUGACGGAGCUGCUCAAACGUAUUCUAGAUAGUAACAAGCGUGUGCAGGAGGCUGCUUGCAGCGCCUUUGCCACAUUAGAGGAGGAGGCUUGUACAGAGCUUGUACCAUACCUGGCGUUCAUCCUGGAUACGCUGGUGUUUGCUUUCAGCAAGUACCAGCAUAAAAAUUUGCUCAUUCUUUAUGAUGCCAUAGGAACACUCGCUGACUCAGUGGGGCACCACCUCAAUAAACCGGAGUAUAUUCAGAUGUUGAUGCCUCCACUGAUCCAGAAAUGGAAUCAGCUGAAAGAUGAAGACAAAGACCUCUUCCCUUUAUUAGAAUGUUUGUCAUCAGUAGCUACUGCCCUGCAGAGUGGUUUUCUGCCCUACUGUGAGCCUGUGUACCAACGCUGUGUAAACCUGGUCCAGAAGACGCUCGCUCAAGCCAUGCUUCACCAGUCGCACCCAGACCAGUAUGAGGCCCCUGAUAAAGACUUCAUGAUCGUGGCUCUGGAUCUUCUCAGUGGACUGGCUGAAGGAUUAGGAGGCACCAUUGAACAACUGGUUGCUCGUAGCAACAUCCUCACCCUCAUGUACCAGUGCAUGCAGGACAAAAUGCCAGAGGUGCGACAGAGUUCUUUUGCUUUACUGGGCGAUCUGACAAAAGCUUGUUUCCAGCAUGUCAAAGCGUGCAUCGCUGAUUUUAUGCCCAUACUUGGCACAAAUUUAAACCCAGAAUUAAUUUCAGUAUGCAACAAUGCAACAUGGGCAAUUGGGGAGAUAUCUAUACAAAUGGGGCCUGAAAUGCAGCCAUACAUUGCCAUGGUGCUGCACCAGCUGGUGGAGAUCAUUAACAGGCCCAAUACCCCAAAGACUCUACUGGAGAACACAGCAAUAACAAUUGGUCGUCUUGGUUACGUUUGUCCUCAAGAGGUGGCACCCAUGCUACAGCAGUUUAUAAGACCCUGGUGCACCUCUCUACGAAAUAUAAGAGACAAUGAGGAGAAAGACUCUGCGUUCAGAGGAAUUUGCACUAUGAUCAGUGUGAAUCCAGGAGGUGUAGUGCAGGAUUUUAUAUUCUUCUGUGACGCAGUCGCCUCCUGGGUGAAUCCAAAGGAGGACCUCCGAGAUAUGUUCUACAAGAUCCUUCAUGGAUUUAAGAACCAAGUGGGAGAGGACAACUGGAGGCGCUUCUCCGAUCAGUUCCCCAUGCCUCUGAAGGAACGGCUGGCAACAUUUUACGGGGUUUAAUUGUUUCUACAGCAGUGUCCCUCAUUAAUGGGGUCAUCACAAUGGGAGACUAUAGGGAGCCUCGUUUACCCAGGGAACAUGUUACCCUUUACUUGGGGGAAGGGUCUGCCUGCCGGGGGGAGGGAAGGGAUGCACUCCCCCCUCCCCAACCUGGUGGACGGGGUGGGUGGGAGGUGGUAGCCGCAGUGCUCCGAGCCCCUUUGCACCGGCAAGGAGGGAAAGGGACUGGCAGAGCAACCUUAUCAUGAGGCACAUUCAUAUAAUCACAUCACGAUCACAAAUAAUGGAAACUACCCUCUUCUCUCAAUUAAUUCUCCAAACUUACUUUCUGUCAACGAAACUACUGCGAGGAAAUAAGCCAAACUGUGGAACACACUGCAAAACUCUAUAAAGCAUUUGCUCUUUACGUUCUGUUGGUAAAGGGCAGAAAAUGACCAUGGCUAGUUUUAACUGAUCUAAAUUCUGCUCGUGAAAUCAAAGAUGUUCUUAUAAAUGGAGUUGAGGUUUUCUGUACGUACAGGGAUAGCUCAAAGUCAAGAAUGUAUGGUUUUGGCUCCCUUUAUGGGAGAGUGUCAUUUUACAAGGCUGUGCAUCAUAGAUUAUUUCUGUUCCUAUAUUUUAGCAGGGCCUCUGCUGAUUUAAAAUGUCACUGGAGAGUAGACGACUUUGUUUUAAGAGCAGCUUAUUGGGGGGAUAGGUAGCAUGCUUGUAUCAUUGUGAAAAGCUGUACAACUUUAGUGACGUGCAUUGCGUUUGAUGGCUGUCAUUGCCCUGUAAUGAGGUUCUUCUUUGACCUUGUAAUUUAUCUAUUAACAAUACUUUUUGUUUCCUGUACCAGAUAAUUACAGCAAUCAGCUGUAAUGUAGCAUGACUGGGUUUACAUGCUGGGUGUAGGUGAAACGUGUCGAGUCUUGGCUUUUAGGUAACAUUGGUGUCGGACUCCUCAGUUCAGUCCUGUGGUGUGACUGUGACACUGAUGUUCAUGAGCAAGCAUAUCAAGGCUUAAGAUGCUUACAAUCCUUACAAUCCAAAUAUUGUCUGAGCCUCGUGGAAGAAUAAUGAAGGAUGAACACAGGUUAAUGUCCUGUGAGCCUGUCGGUGUCUUCGUUCCUUAGACCUAAACGACACAAAUCUUGUCUUUGUGACUUUGACUGUCAGAACCAUGCAGUCCAUCAAAUCAAUGUUGAAUAUGUUUUUUUUCCCCCGUGUACUGAAGUUCUGUUCUUGGUUGUUUGGCUUCUUGUGCUAAAAGCAUGACCUUGAGGAUGACUGCGUAUUGUUAUGGGUGGUUGUCUCGUGGGAUACUUGGAUGCUUUCGUCUCUUGCAUGUUGGUGGCCCCUCACACCCCAACAUAUAGUGGGAGGGGGGAUCAGGGGAGGGAGGGAGGGAGGGAGGCUUCACCUGAAGGCUUCUACAUGACUCAUUAUCACAUCAACACUGGGAUGUUUUUGACUUCGUAGAAACCUCGCUGGAGUGUUCUCCUUAAAUGUUUGCCCCAUAGCUGGAUGUAUAGCUUUUGAAUACUGUGAAACUACAGCAAUGAUCUCGUCUCUGGUUGUUUUGCGCUGUUUUGUUUUAUGAAGUAUGUGAGUUACAGAUCGCCUGAAUGUAUUCCAUGAUGUGUUGGAGGAGUAGAAAGGCAUUUUUGUUGUUGUUAAUUGUGCCCAGCCAGUCAUUUUAUUUCCUCUGCUGGCCAGAGUAAUAACUGCAGUAUUUUACUCUUUUUACAUUUAUUAACUGCAGUAUUUUAACCUUUUUAGUGAUGCACUUUACAGUGCUUAAAGUUUAGAAUGUAGCCAGAUCCCUAGAAUAUAAUAAUUGUAUUAAUACGGAUCAUUAACAAAGUAUUGCUGCUAAAGUAUAGUUGCCCAAUACAAUAAAUAUGUUAAUACAAAUGGAUUAUUAGUUAAAUGUUAUUAUAUAUUUAACUGGUCUCCUCAAUUUGAGAAUAAUAUACUAAAUGGUGAUCUGUACAUCAUGGAAUACAGGGGCAAAUACUUGUAUGUGCCACAAUUUCUGUUUUGAGGUAAUUUUGUCUGUCACAUUCCAGCUGUCUGGCAUGCGAAAAUGGAGUGAUCAUAGCUUGAUGGGGUGUGUGUGUGUGUGUUUGCGUGCGCACAGUUCUUUUAUUUUUUUUCACUGAAAGAGUGUAGGUCUGUAAACACACCAUCCCACCAUUACUGUGCUGUAUUUCUGACUUGACUGCUGCUAUACAUUGUAGGCGUGUUUUCACUACUUGAAUAUGUGUUUUCUAUGUGUAAACCUCAGGUUGUCUGUGUUCAGUGUUAUUCAUUUUCCUCAUUUUCCCCAACAUGUACACCUUUUUUAUACAUCGCAUCUAAGCAACUAAAGAGUAGUAAAAGUCUUGCCCGUCGUAUUAAAAGGGGCCAGUUCGCUAAUUGAUAUUAGUUACAGUAUAUGCGUGUAACCGCUAGCUGUGAUUGAAAUUGCAGUGCAGGUGGACAGAAAAAUGAAAAUAGUAAUUCACACAUAAUUCACAUUCAUUUAUUGUUUAUUCAAGUGUUGAGACUAGAAUAAGUAUUUAGUGUGAAGUGUACAAACGGCUUUGAAGCAAAUACUUUGAGGUUUUGUUGGUGCUUUGCAAUAGAUCUACUGUAUUUAAAGAAACCGGUAACACCAAAUCAAGAAAUAGGUUGACAGCUUAAAACAUAAGAUAAACAAGGGUCUGCAAAUAUGUUUAACUUUGUAUGAAGCUUUAUUAAAAAAUGUAUUUUGUAAAGCACCCACCAAUAUUAAGGAAUGUCUAGUCAAAGGACCCCUGUAUUCCCAUUCUCAUUUAGCCUUCAGACUUGAUUAGACUGUCUCCCGCCGACUUUUUUUUUUUUUUUUGCUAAAGGAAAAAAGCAAAACAUAAUUUUGAUAGACAUGGUUUGAUUUAUUUUUUCUUUUUAAUAAGCUGCUGAAUUUUAAAAAAGUAAUACUUUUGGGGCCACCAAAUAUUUUGGAUCAUGCAAAGAAUCUAUAUUGUACUGUAGUAAUUUUGUAAUAUUUGUAAGAUGAUCUAGUGGGUGUGACUGGUUACCAUUGCUUGAAUCUGUACAUUGUUCCAAUAAAUUGUUUACAUUGUCA
Molecule: messenger RNA, 6048 nt
Organism: Betta splendens (Siamese fighting fish)
Lineage: Eukaryota; Metazoa; Chordata; Actinopteri; Anabantiformes; Osphronemidae
Gene: tnpo1
Product: transportin 1
Exons: 25
Coding region: 279-2957 (892 amino acids)
Biological process (GO): protein import into nucleus
Cellular component (GO): cytoplasm; nucleus
Molecular function (GO): small GTPase binding; nuclear import signal receptor activity
Source: RefSeq, a predicted model, not a curated record